This is a messenger RNA of Arachis duranensis, 3986 nucleotides long. RefSeq names its product kinesin-like protein KIN-4A. Gene Ontology annotation, biological process: microtubule-based movement; mitotic spindle organization. Gene Ontology annotation, molecular function: microtubule motor activity; microtubule binding; ATP binding. The transcript is spliced from 26 exons. NCBI's taxonomy places the organism in Eukaryota, Viridiplantae, Streptophyta, Magnoliopsida, Fabales, Fabaceae. The coding region runs from base 303 to 3413 and encodes 1036 amino acids. The record is from RefSeq and is a predicted model, not a curated record.
UAUAUCACCUUUUUCCACCUCUCUCUCUCUCUCUCCUUCUUCUUCUUCUUCUGUGGCAGUAGAAGUUCUAGAAACUAGAAACCAUCACCACUUACUGCAUCUCUCUCUCUCUCUCUCCACCACACAUUGACAACACUACUCCAAGGAACCGAUUGAAUUUUCUUCUGCACCUUCAGCAUCUUAUUUUCUUUUUUCUUCUCUUACUGCAUUCUAUAUCACACUGUGUGUCUUUUUAGCUGCGAUUCCAUAACACCAAGACUCUUUUGUGCGCGCGUGCUGUGCGCGUGAUUGAGCUUCCAGCCAUGGAAGCAGCAACAGCAGCAGCAACAGGUGAAGAUUGUUGCGUCAAAGUAGCGGUCCACGUUAGACCGCUCAUCGCCGACGAGAAGCUCCAAGGUUGCAAGGACUGCGUCACCGUCGUCCCUGGCAAGCCUCAGGUGCAAAUUGGUUCCCAUUCCUUUACAUUUGAUCAUGUCUAUGGGAGCACUGGUUCUCCUUCAUCUGCUAUGUUCGGUGAAUGUGUUGCUUCCCUUGUUGAUGGUUUGUUCCAAGGAUAUAAUGCAACUGUUCUUGCCUAUGGUCAGACAGGUUCUGGGAAAACAUAUACCAUGGGCACUGGCUAUAAAGAUGAUUACCAAGGAGGAAUAAUACCCCAAGUUAUGAGUGUCUUGUUUGACAAAAUCGAGAUUUUAAAGCAUCAAAGCGAAUUUCAGUUGCAUGUUUCCUUUAUUGAGAUUCUUAAAGAAGAAGUAAGAGACUUGCUGGAUCCAUCCUUUUUGAACAAACCAGAAACUGCAAAUGGACAUGCUGGGAAAGUAAACGUUCCUGGGAAACCACCAAUUCAAAUUCGUGAAACAUCAAAUGGUGUCAUUACCCUGGCAGGAUCUACUGAAGUCAGCGUUACAACACUGAAAGAAAUGGCUGCUUGCCUAGAACAAGGAUCAUUGAGUAGAGCAACCGGGAGCACAAAUAUGAACAACCAAUCCAGUCGUUCACAUGCCAUCUUCACCAUCACACUAGAGCAAAUGCGGAAGCUCAAUAGUUCCAGCGAGAUCGGCGCAAAUGAUACCAUGAAUGAAGAGUAUCUUUGUGCCAAGUUACACUUAGUGGAUCUUGCUGGAUCAGAACGAGCUAAACGAACAGGAUCUGAUGGCUUGCGUUUUAAGGAAGGAGUUCACAUAAAUAAAGGACUUCUGGCACUGGGUAAUGUAAUUAGUGCGCUUGGUGAUGAAAAGAAGAGAAAAGAAGGAGCUCAUGUUCCUUAUAGGGACAGUAAACUUACUAGGCUUUUGCAGGAUUCACUUGGUGGUAACAGCAGGACUGUUAUGAUAGCUUGCAUAAGUCCCGCAGAUAUUAAUGCCGAGGAAACCCUCAACACUUUGAAGUAUGCAAAUCGUGCACGCAAUAUCCAAAAUAAGCCUGUUGUGAACAGAGAUCCCAUGUCCAGUGAGAUGCUAAAAAUGCGACAACAGUUAGAGUAUUUGCAAGCAGAACUUUGUGCUCGCUCUGGUGGCUCUUCUGAGGAAGUUCAGGUCCUGAAGGAAAGGAUUGCUUGGCUUGAAGCAGCAAAUGAGGAUCUCUGCCGUGAACUUCAUGAAUACCGUACUCGAAGCCCUGUUAGUGUUAUAGAUCACUGUGAAAAAGAUGCUUAUGAUGACAGCACAUGCAACGUGAAGACUGAUGGGCUUAAGAGGGCCUUACCUAUCACAGCUCCUGAUUAUCCAAUGAGUGAAACAACAGGGGAUUCAAGGGAAAUUGAAGAAGUAGCAAAAGAGUGGGAGCAUACAUUACUGCAAAACAGUAUGGAUAGAGAGUUACAUGAAUUGAAUAAACGCUUGGAGCAGAAAGAGUCUGAGAUGAAGCUUUUUGGGAUAUCUGAUGCUGAAACUCUCAAGCAACACUUUGGAAGGAAGAUAAUGGAGCUGGAGGAUGAAAAGAGAGCUGUGCAGCGAGAGAGGGAUCGACUUUUGGCUGAGGUUGAAAAUCUUGCUGCUAAUUCUGAUGGACAAACACAUAAAUCAGAGGAUAUCCAUGCACAAAAGCUGAAAGCCCUUGAGUCUCAGAUCCUGGAUUUGAAGAAGAAACAAGAGAGCCAGGUCCAGCUUCUGAAACAAAAGCAAAAAAGUGACGAAGCAGCAAAGCGACUGCAAGAUGAAAUACAAUCUAUAAAGGCCCAAAAGGUUCAAUUGCAACAAAGGAUGAAACAAGAAUCAGAACAGUUUCGGCAAUGGAAAGCUUCUAGAGAGAAAGAACUUCUGCAAUUAAGGAAGGAGGGAAGGAAAAACGAGUUUGAAAGGCACAAGCUGCAAGCAUUAAAUCAGCGCCAAAAACUGGUUCUGCAAAGAAAGACUGAAGAAGCUGCAAUGGCAACCAAGCGAUUAAAGGAAUUGUUGGAAGCUCGCAAAUCUUCCAGCCGAGAUACUUCAGUUACAAUGAAUGGAAAUGGAACGAAUGGGCAGAGUAAUGAGAAGUCCUUACAACGGUGGCUUGAUCACGAGCUAGAAGUCAUGGUAAAAGAGCAUGAAGUUCGUUUUGAGUAUGAGAAGCAAAGCGAAGUGCGAGCUGCCCUUGCAGAAGAGUUAUCCUUGCUGAAGCAAGUAAAUGAGUUUGCUGCAAAAGGUCUCAGUCCUCCAAGAGGGAAGAAUGGAUUUGCUAGAGUGUUGUCCAUGCCACCAAAUGCAAGAAUGGCCAGAAUAGCUUCACUCGAGAGCAUGCUGAGCAUAUCCUCUAAUUCACUUGUGGCAAUGGCUUCUCAACUUUCUGAGGCAGAAGAACGAGAACGGGCUUUCACUAGUCGUGGACGCUGGAACCAGUUACGCUCAAUGGGAGAAGCCAAGAAUCUGCUUCAAUAUAUGUUUAAUUCUGUUGCGGAUGCUAGGUGCCAACUAUGGGAGAAGGACAUUGAGAUCAAGGAAAUGAAAGAUCAAAUCAAAGAACUUGUUGGUCUAUUACGGCAAAGUGAGAUCAAGAGGAAGGAAGUUGAGAAGGAGCUAAAGGUGAGGGAGCAUGCCGUUGCAACAACAUUGGAAGCACCACCUUCUGGAAACUCUCCAAAUUCAUUGAAGCAUAAUGCUGAUGAAGACACGGGACCAUUGUCUCCAGAUUCCGUGCAAGCUCAGAAACAGCGAAAAUAUACACCAGGCAUUGUUAAUGGCCAAGUGAGGCAAUCAGCAGCUUUUAUAGAUGAGAGUAAAAGGAUGGUACCAAUCGGGCAGUUGCCAAUGAAAAAAUUGGCAAUGGCAGGACAAGCAUCUGGCAAGCUAUGGAGGUGGAAAAGAAGCCAUCAUCAGUGGCUAUUACAAUUUAAGUGGAAGUGGCAGAAGCCAUGGAGACUUUCCGAAUUGAUACGACAUAGUGAUGAGACGAUCAUGAGAGCAAAGCCACGUCCCCGCGCCUUGCAACAUAGGAAGUGAUCCUCUCUUUGAUCAGCCGUUUGGUGUGGCUCAGUAUUCAUCUGUUUUUUUCUACAUGAAUAAUUCUGGACACAAGGCAUUGGAAAGAACAUAAAACUAGUGUAGUAUAAAUGGUUGCUGACAUUAUAUAUACUGCUAUCAGUCUUUGUUAAUACUGUGCAAUACUGGAAAGUUUCCAUAGUUGAUGCAUUUGGAGCAUUGUGUGAGGUGUGCUGCAAUGUUGCCAAACAGCUACCCUAAUAAUUGAAGCAUAGGAGAUAGUUGUUUGCUUUAUAAGCAUUGGAGAAUAGUCUGAGUCUGUCCAUAUCAAUACUAGUGGGGAACAAAAAAGGAAAUAUUCUUUUUUUCUAGUGGAAAUAUGUAUUAUUAAGGGUCUUUUUUAAUACCUUACUGUAAGUUUUUGUGGUCUUGUCAUGUUUGGGUCACAUUGAUUUUUGUUGAUAUAAGUACUGUAGCAUUGCUUUGUCAUGUACCAACAGAGGGAAAAUUCUUCUGUGUAUUAUUUUUCUUGUCUAUAAGGUUUUUUGUGUGUAAAGAACAUUAGUUACUAUAUUGAAAGGGAUUUUAAUUUUA